UAGGACGUACUUGCACACUUUUCAAUGACACAUCUUAACAUUCGCACCUAUGGACUUAAUUGUUAUCAGAUAUGGCAACCAAAACAACAACCAUAGCAUAAAAACGGCUUAUGCUUAAAAUCGAUAGAUAGGCUAAAGUAAAAUACUGAGAAAACCCACUAGAACGGACGCACCUUCCCACGUUUACUGCUGUUCUACAAUACAACCRUUUUAAGAGGCGACUAUUUGAGUAGUUGCAUAUCAUUGGUACCUUUGCAAGGUAAGGAAACACAGGUUAAGACAAGCAACAUUUCAGAGGAGGGGAUAUCGCGUCAGAAAGUUCUAUAGCCUCACCAGUCAUCAUCAUGCCGAGGUAUAACUUUUUUCUGUGUUUGAUGGUUUAUGUUUGUCUGGGACUGUCUGGGAGUGACGAACCUAACCUUUUUCUGCCACCAACGAGCGAGAUGCCCACGGACGCCGGGCUGUCGCUCCUUGAUGAGGAGGCAGGCGCUCACGAAUGUUCAGCAUGCGUUUGGAGAGAGCAAAGUAAAGUCCUGAGGCUGGAGACCAUCAAAUCUCAGAUCCUGAGCAAGCUGCGGCUCAAGCAGGCUCCUAACAUUAGUCGGGAGGUGGUGAACCAGCUGCUCCCCAAGGCGCCCCCGCUCCAGCAGCUUCUGGACCAUCACGACUUCCAGGGAGACGCGUCCUCCCAGGAUGAGUUUAUGGAGGAGGACGAAUAUCACGCCACUACAGAGUCCGUCAUCACUAUGGCCUCGGAGCCGGAGCCCUUGGUGCAGGUGGACGGCAAGCCCAGCUGCUGCUUCUUUAAGUUCAGCCCCAAACUGAUGUUCACCAAGGUGCUGAAGGCUCAGCUGUGGGUGUACCUUCGGCCACUGCAGCAGACUUCCACCGUCUACCUGCAGAUCCUCAGGCUGAAGCCUGUCACGGAGCAGGGCAGCCGCCACAUCCGCAUCCGCUCAUUGAAGAUCGAGCUCAAUUCACGUGUGGGCCACUGGCAAAGUAUCGACUUCAAGCACGUGCUGCAGAACUGGUUCAAGCAGCCGCACACCAACUGGGGAAUCGACAUCAAUGCCUUCGACGAGAGCGGCAACGACCUGGCAGUGACCUCGCUGAGACCAGGGGAGGAAGGGCUGCAGCCGUUCCUGGAGGUUAAGGUUCUUGAGACGACCAAACGUUCCCGACGUAACCUGGGACUGGACUGUGACGAGCACUCCACCGAGUCCCGCUGCUGCCGCUACCCGCUGACGGUGGACUUUGAGGCCUUUGGCUGGGACUGGAUCAUUGCUCCCAAGCGCUAUAAGGCCAACUACUGCUCGGGCCAGUGUGAAUACAUGUUCAUGCAGAAGUACCCACACACCCACCUGGUACAACACGCCAACCCCAGAGGCUCAGCAGGGCCCUGCUGCACCCCCACCAAGAUGUCACCCAUCAACAUGCUCUAUUUCAACGACAAGCAGCAGAUCAUCCACGGCAAGAUCCCUGGUAUGGUGGUAGACAGGUGUGGCUGCUCUUAGGCCCAAUGGAAGUCAUGCACACCCAACUCUGCAUUAUUUCCACCCAGAACCCUGACUGAGACCUCCUYUGGCAGCAGACUUUAUUCCCCCCUCUCACUCCGCCACAAAACAUCCCACUGGACCUCCAUUCUCUUAGUUAUUCAUUUUGGUCAAACAUGUAAUAUGAAAUGAAGAUAGGAGUGAGGCUGAGUGGUAGAAAUAUAUAUAUAUUGACGAUUAUGAAGGGGGUGUAUCUGUGGAGCAGCUUAAAAAAUUGAUGGUAAAUAAGACAACUAUGUUUUUGUUAGUUUUGUUUUUUUCUUUGAAAAGAUGGUGUCUUUAUUGAGAUGUCCUGGAUAGUGGAUCCAGGCUGAUGGAGGGAGACAUUCCUAAGCAGUUACAGUAUAUUAUCAUUUUUCUACAACUUUCACUUUUAGCAUCAUUACAACAACAAAAAACCUUGUCUACUUUUAGACUAAAAGUUCAUGAAAUGAAUCCAAAAUGUUGUUUAAGAAAAGAGUCAUUAUCUAGAGAUUUAGUGUUGAGAUCCAAAAGCAAACUGUGUGCCCUCUGUAGAUGUAACUACCACCCCAGUGUGAAAUUCUUCAGAAUCAAGAAUCAUUUCACAGUUACUUUGAUCUUAUUUUACCUGUAAUCUUGUAAAACAUUAAAAUAAGAAAAUAGUUUCACUACCUUAAAGUGAACAGGAAAGGGUUUGUUAUACACUUUCUCCCUAUGUUUUACUGCAGAGGCUCACAUAACAGCUCAGAUGACCUCAAUAUCAACCUGUGCACAAAGUUUAGAUGAACUAAGACAAACAUUAUGUCAAAGUAACUCUUAAAACUUUGUGUGGUCUAGAUUAAGAACACACAAUAAAAAAAUGCAGGUUUUGGCUGGUUAGAUCUUUGUAUAGGUCAUCUUUUAUAUGUAAUAGACUAAAUCCAAGAGCAUUUUAAAAUCAACAAUAUGGGAAUCAUGCAAGGGUGCCAGUUUACACUACUGUAAUUGUCAGAUUAUUUUGUAUGGAGUAAAUUCAGAGUGAAAGGGAACCCCACAAGUACCUUGACAAAUGUGGUCCACAUGAAUAUAGCUUACUUAUAUACUUUUGUCAUUUUCACUCUGCACACUGUGCAAUUACCAUUCCCACUACUAUCCUCCACAUUCAUUUACACAAACACAAUGAGUAGAGGACCAAAUGUAUUCUGCCAAGUUGCUAUGGUGGGAAUGUUAUGAUGGUUGUGGCAAAGAAGACAACCUUGUGUUGGAAAGAAACUAAAAUGCUUGAUUGAUAUACACCUUUGUGCUACUAAGGGAAGAAGAGCUAGGUUGUGCAUCAUAAAAAUAAGGAAAACACUGAUACAGAUGAGAAUACAGCUGAAAUGCCAUUUCUAGUUUAGAGAACAUAUUUUGAUUGAAUAUCCCAGAGCCCCCAUCCCCACCUGUAAUAUGCAGUAAAUAUUGGACGUGCUUGAAAGACUGUAGAUAAGAAGCUUGAAGUCUGUCUUGUUUCCUGGAUGUCAAAGUGAAUAUAUCCCUUUGUUGUAAACGAAAGCACUACGCUGUUGGGAAAAGGAAAAGCCUUCUGACAUAAAUAUAUGUAUAUAAUUAAAAGGGGUACAAAAAAUCCUUUCUGGGCACUACCUUACCAACAAUAAAUUUUGCACUAUGGGACGUUCAUAGCGUGAGGAGUCAUGUUGUUGUUUGUGUUUGUAUUUUACCUAAUCAAGCACGAGCGUUUACAAUUGAAAAAAGAACUGUCCAAGCUUCUGGCAAUACACCGUGUGGAUAAACUAGUCAGCCUCUCACUUCUUUUGUUACCAUCACGCUUUCCUGACUUCCUUUUCGUCUGAAGCGGAGGCCUGUCCAUAUUCUCACGCUCUUCUUACACCCAGAAACCUGGACUGACCAGCGGCCAAAAGGCCUCAUCGCCCUCCCGGGGUGAUAAGUCAUGUGUGUAACAAGUGUCUGGACCGAUGAACAUAGAACGCUUUAAACUGGAAAUGCCCCUCCAUCAACUUCAAUCAAUUUGUUAUCAACUUUGACAGACUUUUGUCCUUUUGAAUUUGAGCUACUUUUUGUGUUGACUGUCUAACACAGACACGUUUUGCCUUUGUGUGUUUUGAGUGAGAGUGCCCAUAUUAGAAUGGGAAAAAGUAUCCAGGGAUCGUUAGCCAAAGUAGAGGAUGACAUGUUGUGUGCUGUAACUUUUGUAACUGCAGGAAUAUGCUAAACAAUUUCAAAGGGAGAAAAAAAUGUGGUAUGGGCAGUGGUUGGAAACAAUUCAACUGGUCAAGUGUAUAUUUAUUCAGAUCAAAUCAAUGAAUUUCAAAGUAUGUCUACCUCACUUUAGCAUUGUGAAACCUUGCUUAAAAAUUUGACAGUUAGGUUUUGUUAUGAGUUAAUAUGUACAAACAUGUAACCAGAAUAGUAAACCCAAAAACGUAGACUAAAGCCACAGGGUCACCUUGAUCUCAGAUCCAGAUUGAGAAAUUUACAGUGGAGUUCAAAAGAGUGACUGAAGCAAAUAGCUAAAGGUAAUUUGUACUGACAAAAGAAUAAUAAAUAUCUGUGCCCAGGA
Salvelinus sp. IW2-2015 is the source of this 4071-nucleotide messenger RNA. Its product is annotated as growth/differentiation factor 11-like. Lineage: Eukaryota; Metazoa; Chordata; Actinopteri; Salmoniformes; Salmonidae. Gene Ontology annotation, cellular component: extracellular region. Gene Ontology annotation, molecular function: growth factor activity; cytokine activity. The record is from RefSeq and is a predicted model, not a curated record.